GUUUACUUCACACUAACACCAAAUGUGCAUCACUUUAACGGAUCCGUUGGCCAUCAGUUGAUCACCUGGUUUUGGACGUCGACAACGAAGAAGUAGUAGCGGAAGCGAUGGACGACUUUCAGGCGCAUUACUCAUGUGUGAUCACCGGAACAGGUCUGACACAAUCAAUAGUGGCGGCGGCGAUGGCCAGAGUCGGCAAAUCGGUGUUUCAUUGCGACCAAAACCACUUCUACUCACAGGAGUGGCAGUCAAUGAAUUUCACCCAAAUUGUCAAUUGGUGUCACUCAUCGUCAGCGCCCGCGCCGACCGACACGUCCUCUCUUCCCGAUCUCCAUCUGCUCCAAGACGUGGAAGUGUUUCGCAACUGCUUUCGCGGCAAUUAUGUGACAAAUGUUUGUCAGAUAUCGUAUUUGUGUGACGAAGAGUCGGUUGAUAUGACGGCCGCCGCAGCCGUCGUCGCUGUGACGCCGACCGAAGUCAAUGAACCCAUUAUUGACGGCUUAAUAGUGGACGAAGUGGUGCCGCCGCCGGACGUGAGCAACGAUGUAGUGAUGGCCACCGCCACUGUUGAUGAGGACCGACCUAAGAGUUGGUCACUCUAUCAGUUCAAUCUGGAGAGCCGUCAAUUCAAUCUCGAUUUGACGCCACGAUAUGAGAACCAACCGAUCAGUGAAUUCCUUUCGGCACAAAAUUUGUCGUCAAUUCUGCAGAAGUUUAUCUUAAAUGCAAUCGCAAUGACAUCAGAAGACUGUCCCACGAAAGAGGCGCUCAAAUUGAUCCACAACUUCAUUCACAGCGCCGGUAGGUUUGGAAACACACCGUUUCUGUUCACACUCUACGGCACCGGAGAACUACCGCAAGCUUUCUGUCGUCUGUGCGCUGUGUUUGGCGGCACUUAUUGUCUGAAAAAGAAAUGCCAAUCACUUAUUGUCGACCAAAACAACAAAUGCAAUGCUGUGGUGAUCGACGGCCGACGGUUUAACUGUGAUUUCGUGGUCACAGACUAUUCACUCACCGGUUGUGACGAUAAGAGUGGCGGCGAAGCGAACGCUAAAUACAUUUCGCGAGCGAUUCUAAUCAGCGAUCAGUCGAUCAAAAAGGCCGACUCCGAGCACUUGUCACUCCUCCACAUCCCGGCCUCCGAUCAAAACAAGUCGUCAGUGUUUGUGAUAGAAGUCGGUUCGUCGUGUUUGGUCGCUCCCAAAGGCCUUUUUGUUCAGUACUUGUGGUGCGAUUCGUUUGGCGAUAACGCGAAACACGAUUUGAUGCCAAUCGUGAAGAAGUUGUAUAACUUUACGCAAGAAAGUGAUUGCGAAAAACCCAAAGCCCUGUGGAGUGUGUAUUUCAAUCAGAUGUGCUCUAAACCUGAUGUCCAGAAUUUGCCCCAAAAUGUUUACAUAACUACUCCUCCCGUCAAUGAACUCGACUUUGAUUUCGCUAUAAAUGAGUGUAGCUACAAGGGUUUGCUCCUUAAGGAUGGCGCUCGAGGGCUAGGUUUACUCAUUAUAUUUGAUGGUCAGCCCAACGACGUCGAGAUUAACGAACCAAACAAUCAAGUGAUAGCACCGGUAGUUAAUAACGAUCACAAUUCUAAUAAUAUUUAA
Medioppia subpectinata is the source of this 1604-nucleotide messenger RNA. Lineage: Eukaryota; Metazoa; Arthropoda; Arachnida; Sarcoptiformes; Oppiidae. The record is from the annotation of a GenBank genome assembly.